AAUUCCAAAUUCCAAAUUGAUAAGUUAAGUGCCGGUGAAUUUCACGCUCCUGGGAUUCGUCUGAUAACCUCCCUUAUAUUACAGCAUAUCUCUAGGCGAUGCCAGGACACUGCUUGCUCCGUCGUCUCUUUUCCCAACACUCUUCACUCUCUCACUAGAGUCAUAGACUUUACCCUACGUGAAGGGAGCAAAUAAUCGCUCUGAGACGCCAUGAAAGUACAGGAAAACGACGACUCAAUUUCUCUUUCGAAUCGUCUUUUGGUUUCCCUUUCGGAGCAAACCCAAAACAUCAGCAACUUCAAAGGAAAAUGGGCUUUGAUCAAGUCAAAGCUUUCUGUUCUUAAGGCCCAACUCGCCGACUUCUCCGACUUUCCCGCUUCUUCCUCUAACCCUCUCGCCGUCGACCUCCUUCAUUCCAUCUCCCACACCUUGAACGACGCCGUCUUGCUUUCCCGGAAAUGUCAAAGCGCCGUUUUGACCGAGGGAAAACUCAAGACUCAGAGCGACAUCGACGUCGUUUUGGCUAAAUUAGAUCGACAUAUCAAAGAUAGCGAGAUUUUGAUUCGGAGUGGGGUCCUCCAAGACGGCGCCGUUUCAACUUCUUCAUCGAAGAAAGAAGCAGUACGAGUUGAGUCGAGGAACUUGAUUACUCGGUUACAAAUUGGAAACAUCGAGUCGAAGAACUCAGCCAUGGACUCGCUUUUAGGCUUACUCCAAGAGGACGACAAAAACGUGAUGAUAGCCGUGGCGCAGGGGGUGUUUCCCGUGCUCAUGUGCUUACUGGAUUCGAGCUCUUUAGAAAUGAAAGAAAAGGCGGUUGCUGCCAUUUCGAGUGUAUCAACGGUGGAAUCAAGCAAACACGUGUUGAUCGCUGAAGGGCUGUUGCUUUUGAACCAUCUGCUUCGAGUUAUUGAAUCAGGAAGCUGUUUCGCUAAGGAAAAAGCUUGCAUUGCUUUACGAGCGUUAAGCUUUUCAAAAGAAAACGCCAGAGCAAUUGGUUCCAGAGGUGGGAUUUCGUCUCUUUUGGAGAUUUGCCAAGCUGGCACUCCGGGCUCUCAAGCUUUUGCAGCCGGCGUUUUGAAAAAUUUAGCUUCUUUUCAUGAAAUUAAAGAGAAUUUUAUUGAAGAAAACGCGGCUUUUGUUUUAAUCAGGCUUGCUGCUUCGGGCACUGCCGUAGCACAAGAAAAUUCAAUUGGCUGUUUAUGUAAUUUGGUUUCUGAUGAUGAAACUUUGAAGCUUUUGACUGUUAAGGAAGGUGGAAUUGAAUGUUUGAAGAAUUUCUGGGAUUCAUCUCCGAAUCCAAAAACUCUUGAAGUUGCAGUCGAGUUAGUCAGGCAUUUAGCUUCAUGUCCCCUUAUUGCAGAAGCUCUGGUUGCUGAUGGUUUCGUUGCACGGCUCGUGGCUGUUCUAAACUGUGGGGUUUUAGGGGUAAGAAUUGCGGCUGCUAGAGCUGUUUACGAGCUUGGGUUUAACUCGAAAACAAGGAAAGAAAUGGGUGAAUGUGGAUGUACUGUAGCAUUGAUUAAAAUGUUGGAUGGGAAGGCUGUUGAAGAAAAAGAAGCUGCUGCAAUGGCUUUGUCAACGCUCGUCUUGUACGCCGGUAACAGAAAGGUUUUCCAAAGGGAUGAGAGAGGGAUAAUAAAUGCUGUGCAGUUAUUGGAUCCUUUGAUACAGAAUUUGGAUAAAAAAUACCCUGUUUCGAUCUUGUCAGAGCUUGUGCAUUCUAAGAAAUGUAGGAGGCAAAUGGUUGCUGCUGGUGCUUGUGUGUACUUGCAGAAACUUCUGGAGAUGAAUGUUGAAGGGGCUAAAAAGCUGUUGGAGAAUCUUGGUCGGAGUAAGAUUUGGGGUGUUUUUGCCAGAUCAUAGCAAUGGAAGAUAUCUACAAAAUGGGGGACAUGGAACUGUAUGUAGAAUAGUUGUGUUUUUACUUUGAUUUCUUUUUCAUUUCCUUGUUCAUAGUGGAUGUUGAUUUACUUAGAAUUAGAGUACAUCUUUGUUAGUGUAAUUGCUGAUGGGAAAAACUCUUUGGAGUUUCAAGUUUGUAGAGACAUGAUCUUGGUUUGGUGACCUAAUUAGGCUGGCGUUCAAUUUUUAAUUCAAUGAUUUCACAGCUAUGUGUGAACUCAUGGUUUUGUUUUUACUAUUUUCUCGAGUUUUUAUUGACUUCACAAAGGGGUUGUUGCUGAUGACUAAGUCCUAACUGAAUCAAGUGUAUAAUAUUGAUUCUGCUAGCCUAGGUCGCUUUCUUUUAUAAUUUCUUAGGCGUUUGAUGCACAUAUUAACCAUUUUCUGCCCAUGUUGGAUGCUCGGAAAU
Messenger RNA from Durio zibethinus, 2314 nucleotides. RefSeq lists its product as uncharacterized. NCBI's taxonomy places the organism in Eukaryota, Viridiplantae, Streptophyta, Magnoliopsida, Malvales, Malvaceae. Gene Ontology annotation, molecular function: protein binding. The record is from RefSeq and is a predicted model, not a curated record.